CCUGCAAAUGCACUGUCCAAUGUUCUAACCCCUCCCCAUAAAUUUAGAGUGCAGUAUUAGAGUUGGAUUGAUUGAUAACGCUCUAUCCAGAUAGGCAGCGACGCCAACGGUGACACGGUCUGAUGGUACUGUUCUAUCAAAUAUGCCUAUGCUCCGCCACGGUAGGUAGCAUGACCGCACCAUAGAAGACAACGGCGCUAGUACAGGAAGAAGAAGCUACCAUUCAUUUCCGUAAAUAAAAUCGGUCACCAUUUUCUCUUCCUGUUGUGACGUAAGCGGCAUGGAGAAGGCACGUUUCAUUUUGUCACGAUCGAAACAGCCUUUUGCACCGCAAAUAGAAUUGUAGCUAUCUGUACAAUAUUUCAUUUGAGUGCGCGUGUGUGUAAAGCAUGGAGAUUGAGGGGAGAGAUUUCAUGAACACUCCCCCAUUGAAGACGGUGCGGUUUGGGGGCAAUGUUGUUGCCACGUUAGCGAAAUUCAAACAGGGAGAUACCAGUGACUAUGAGUUGUUGAAACAUCAGCUGGCAGAUCCAGAUAUCAAGGAUGCCCAAAUCAUCAACUGGCUGCAGGAGUUCCGGAACUGUGUGACACAACUCAGCAAAGACCAUGAGCAGCUGAUCUAUGUGGCUCUGAGACUGCCGUGGCUGGGCCGAAGCCCUGCCGUAGUGGAGGAGUAUCUGGCCUUCCUCAGUAACCUGGUAUCUGCUCAGACGGUCUACCUCCGCGCCUGCCUCAAGAUGGUUGUCUCCAACUUCACACCCAAGAGAGUAAAGAUCUGUGAGGGAGGAGUGGACAUCUCCGACUCGGAUGAUGACGAUGAAAACCUUCCCAGAAAUUUUGACCAGUGUCAUCAGGCCCUGCAGCUGAUAGCCAGAUAUGUCCCAUCCACCAGCCGUUUCCUGAUGCCCAUUCUGAUUGAAAACUUUCCUUUUGUGCAGAAAUCUUCCAGAACCCUGGAGUGUUAUGUCCAUAACCUUCUGCGGGUGGCAGUGUACAUCCCCUCGCUACGACGAGACAUCCUGGAGCUCAUCAUCAGUAGGAUGCUCAAACUGGACGUGAGUGCUCCUCGGGGAGAGAUAGAGGAGGUGGAGGAGAACGCUGUGCAGCAGGAGAUGAAAGGAGAGCAGGAGGAGGAGGGGCUCUUUGACAUGGAUGAGGAUGUGUGUUCAGUGAAGUCCAGUCCAGCAGAGACCAAUGUGAUGGUCCACCCUGUCGCUGAGAGACUGGACACUCUCAUGGCUGUGCUGCUGGCCUUCAUCAAGGACAUGUGCCAUGUCAACGGUUGUCUGGAUGUGGAGCGGACUAAGGAUCUGUACAAGGACCUGGUGUGUGUGUUUGACAAACUUAUCCUACCUACACACGCCUCCUGUCACGUCCAAUACGCCCUCUUCUACCUCUGCAGCUUCAGACUGGCUCUGGCAGAGGCGUUUCUGGAACACCUGUGGAGGUUACUGCAGAGCCCGUCUCACCCGGCAGUACUGCGCCAGGCUGCCGCUGGCUACAUGGGCAGCUUCCUGGCCCGUGCCAACUUCCUGCCUGUCGCUACAGUGCGUGCGUGUCUGGACCUGCUGGUCCCCUGGCUCCACCUAUACAUAGACAGCCAGGACUCCGGCUCCCGGGCCUACUGUGACAUCACGCUGCACGGGCCCUUCUACAACGCCUGCCAGGCCGUCUUCUACGCACUCCUCUUCAGACACAGAAGCAUUCUGGAGGGCAACAUGAGAAAAGGGCUGGCGUACCUGCAGGGUCUGAACCUAGAGAGGAUAGUGAUGUGUCAGCUCAACCCUCUGAAGGUCUGCCUGCCUGCCGUCACCAACAUGUUUGCUGCCAUCACCAGAAAGUACCAGUUGGUGUUCUGCUACACAAUCAUCGAGAGGAACAACCGCCAUGUUCUCCCCGUGGUCCGCAGUUCCGUGGGGGGCGACUGUGUGUCCACCAACACCAACCCCCUGGACAGUUUCUUCCCCUUCGACCCCUACCUGCUCAAGAGGUCAAGUAAACUCAUCGAGCCCCUCUACCAGGUGUGGGAGGAGCCAGCAGACACUGAAAUGGACACUGUCACCACCAAGAGAGUCAGAAGGUGCUCGGAUGCAGAUGAGGAUGACUUCCUGCGAGGGGAGACGCCGGAGACAAAGGGGGUUGUGGGUAUGACCCCCGGCUCGUAUGAGUCUCACCUCCGCAGCCCCAGCAGUGUGGGCUCCCCGCCCAUCGCCUUCCUACAGAGACCCUUCUGAUACCCUCUUAUUUAACAUGGACUCAUCCACAACACCCUGUAAAAUGGACUAUUCCACAAUUCAGAGCGCCAUCAUACAGAGACACCCAGCUUUAAAAUGUUCAAAUGGAAUAUGAUAUUAUCUUACUAUAGACCAUUCUGAUUUUGACCCCCCUUUUUAAAUGGAUUUGUUGGAUCCUGCUGUUUAAAAUGGACGGGUCCAUCCUCUUCAUCUUCCCUAUCAUCACUGAAGAGCAGUAUCAAUGGGAAUCAUCUGGAACCAUCUACAAUCACCACCCCAUCAAGAACUUACUCCAGGACGCAAAAGAUUAUGAACACAGUGUACAAUGCGUGGCUAGAGCUAUUCAUUUUAUAAUAAUGGUUCUAUGUUAUAACAGUUAACAUGUUAUAAGUGGUUAAUAGUAAAUACUAGUUCAUUUAACUCAACUAUGGAAAGAAAAUGUAUUUGUUUUAUCUAGGAUGGGAAAAUCUUAAGUAGAUUUUGUGUUUUUAGUUAAAACUAUGUAUUUACUCAUUGUUUGUUUUUCUCUGACACUUUCAAUUGUUUAUUGAUUUUGGUUGACUUUGAUCUACAAUUUGUAUCAUGUUCUGAACAUCACAUUUUAUGAUUUGUAUCAUUUUACAGAUUGUAAACAUAAAGUUCCCUUAUUGAAAUUCUUCUUAACCAGAACAGAUACUUGUGUGAAGGGUCACCUGCAGUAGAUGAAAAAGGAAACCUUCUGUAAACCUGUGCUUGUAUUUAUGGAGGAUCAAUUACAUAGUUGACAUACAAUACCCUGUAAAUAAAAGUUAACCUAUUUGUGGA
Coregonus clupeaformis (lake whitefish) is the source of this 3038-nucleotide messenger RNA. RefSeq names its product RNA polymerase I-specific transcription initiation factor RRN3-like. Gene Ontology annotation, biological process: transcription initiation at RNA polymerase I promoter. Gene Ontology annotation, molecular function: RNA polymerase I general transcription initiation factor activity; RNA polymerase I core binding. The record is from RefSeq and is a predicted model, not a curated record. NCBI's taxonomy places the organism in Eukaryota, Metazoa, Chordata, Actinopteri, Salmoniformes, Salmonidae. Bases 390 to 2234 code for a protein of 614 amino acids. Gene Ontology annotation, cellular component: nucleus. The transcript has 18 exons.